GAGAGAGAGAGACGGGGAGAGGGUGAGGGGGAAAUCAAUGCCACAAAACACUUUCUCUCUCUAGUUUCUGUCUUUGUCUCUGUAUUUAUAUAUAUAAGGCUUUCUCUCUCUACAGGUACGGGCGCUGGGGUUGUUGAAUCAAUCGAGAGAUUGCGAACCUCUGUGGUUCGUAGAUCGAUCGAUCUAUUUUUUCUAAUCAAUUUUUCAGUUUAAGAUUGGUUAUUUUAGGGUUAAUUGCUUGGAUCGGGAGUAGUUUUUAAUUCUCUGUUUACAAUAAUGUUUUUGUUCGACUGGUUCUAUGGAAUUCUCGCUUCUCUCGGUCUGUGGCAGAAGGAGGCCAAGAUCUUGUUCUUGGGCCUUGAUAAUGCCGGCAAAACGACGUUGCUUCACAUGUUGAAAGACGAGAGAUUGGUUCAGCACCAGCCCACUCAAUACCCAACAUCAGAAGAACUGAGUAUUGGGAAAAUCAAGUUUAAGGCUUUUGAUUUGGGAGGCCAUCAGAUUGCCCGCAGAGUUUGGAAAGAUUACUAUGCCAAGGUGGAUGCUGUAGUCUACUUGGUGGAUGCUUAUGACAAGGAAAGAUUUGCGGAAUCGAAGAAGGAACUCGAUGCUCUCCUGUCUGAUGAGGCCUUGGCUAAUGUGCCAUUCCUAAUCUUAGGCAAUAAGAUUGAUAUCCCUUACGCUGCUUCAGAAGAUGAAUUGCGUUACCAGAUGGGUUUGGCUGGCGUCACCACAGGGAAGGGGAAGGUAAAUCUGGCAGACUCAGGUGUCCGUCCACUCGAAGUGUUCAUGUGCAGCAUUGUUCGCAAAAUGGGCUAUGGGGAUGGCUUCAAGUGGGUUUCUCAGUACAUCAAGUAGUAGGAGGCAAUGGGAUAUGAGAUUUAACUGUGUUUUACAUGGUAUAUUUGUACUGGACUUGAGUUGGAAUUCUGUUAGUCUGUUUGAAAUAGCUUCCCUUGUUCCAGUUCUUCUGGUGAAAUGAUAAAACAUGCUCCCUCGUACCAUUUCGAUUAUGUGGUGCCAAAUGCUUGAUCAUUUGUGUCCACGAGGACCACAAAUUGAAGGAGAGGGCUUCCCUGCAAUGAAGUUAAAACCAUUAUUUCAUCUGUACCCCUCAUCUCUAUGCUACAUGUUUUCUUGUAAGCAUUUCCAAGUAAUAAGUGACUGAAUUUCCAGUUUCAACUUUCAA
This is a messenger RNA of Diospyros lotus (date-plum), 1189 nucleotides long. Its product is annotated as GTP-binding protein SAR1A-like. The transcript has 3 exons. Bases 277 to 858 code for a protein of 193 amino acids. Gene Ontology annotation, biological process: vesicle organization; membrane organization; intracellular protein transport. Gene Ontology annotation, cellular component: endoplasmic reticulum exit site; COPII vesicle coat. NCBI's taxonomy places the organism in Eukaryota, Viridiplantae, Streptophyta, Magnoliopsida, Ericales, Ebenaceae. The record is from RefSeq and is a predicted model, not a curated record. Gene Ontology annotation, molecular function: GTP binding; GTPase activity.